Molecule: messenger RNA, 1090 nt
Organism: Dermacentor andersoni
Lineage: Eukaryota; Metazoa; Arthropoda; Arachnida; Ixodida; Ixodidae
Source: RefSeq, a predicted model, not a curated record
AUGGGCGCGACUGUCGCUGACGAGGACUUCACGGGGCCGCACGCGAAUGGCUGUCACAGCGGAUUCACGAAGUUCGCUUCGACGGGUGCACAGUCUGCAAAAGAAGAACAACGUUGUUCAGACUGUGCACCGCUGAGGAAAAACCAUCACAACCGGAUGCAGGGAAGAUACCAUCCGGGCACCACAUGCAGAACAGCGCACACUCCUCAGGAGCCAAAGUAUUGGCCUGGAAAGAAACGCUGUGCACCGCUGAGGAAAAACCAUCAUGGCCGGAUGCAGGGAAGAUACCAUCCGUGCACCACAUGCAGAACAGCGCACACUCCUCAGGAACCAAAGUGUUGGCCUGGAAAGAAACGCGAGUACGGAUGUCUUGCUGUGUGUUUAGUGGAAGUAAAAUCUGGCUAGCGGAAAGAUGCAGGAGAUGCAAAGGUACAAUGCGGAAGCGCUAUUUCAAAAAAAAAAAAGGAAGAAACUAACGUCUUACCUAUAUAGUGACACUCCCGAUUAUUCGGUUGGGGCACAUCUACGGUUACGACUUUAUUCGAUCGUGUCACCUUACCUAGUGCGAAUCAGUGGGUCUGAUGAACCAAGUCUACUGAGGAAGGGCAGACCAUGGGCACAAGUGAGAAAGUAAUGAGGACCAAACAAACCAAGAAUAAAUUCCACUGUCAGGAACGCGCCUGCAACGAUUACGCUGCCAUUCGCACUAUAUCCACGCCAACGAAAAAACAGUGUUGAUAGAUAGCUGACAGGCAUUUGGCAGUGACGCAACGGAAUACCCGCACUAAAGUGUUCCGUCACGAAAUGUCUUCCACAUUCAUAUUUGCAGCUGCUUCUACAAAUAAUUUGCGUUAGUUUGGUUUCAGAGCGCUGCUCUUAGGCGCCACUUCCGGUAUUGAGCGUCACGCAAUACCGUCACAAGUCGCGCCCCAAUUCGCUAGUCAAUAUGUCGCGAAAUUGUAUUGUAUUGUAUUGGGUUUUAUGACGCAUAAGCAACUAAGGCUAUCAUGCGCCAAACACAUGGUAUAAUAUAUUUAAAAAAUUGGGUAUCCUCAGCGAAGGUCCUUGUCCGGACAAGGACUCUGAGGAG